Penicillium vulpinum is the source of this 2121-nucleotide messenger RNA. RefSeq names its product FAD-binding oxidoreductase. The coding region runs from base 1 to 2121 and encodes 706 amino acids. Gene Ontology annotation, molecular function: FAD binding. NCBI's taxonomy places the organism in Eukaryota, Fungi, Ascomycota, Eurotiomycetes, Eurotiales, Aspergillaceae. The record is from RefSeq and is a predicted model, not a curated record. The transcript has 3 exons.
AUGUCCCUUGCGUCUACCUUGACACCGUGCGGCGAUACUUGCGUCUCCACCCCCCUAUCCCUUGCCUUUUCAGCUCUCGUCAAUCUUCACCAGUUCCAUAAUGGGAAAUGUGGGGGCGAAGACGUGGCACGCAUAUUCUUGAAGCUCGAGAUUGGACCUGAGCACCUCUCUGGCUCUUCCGUCAUUGUUGGGACCAUUCAUGGUUAUUAUAACUCCAAAACUUUGACCCAUGGUGGUCCACUUUAUCUUGGAUCGCUCUUCAUGGCUUUCUGGCUGGGUGGUAUUAUUGCGAUCCUGGCCCUCGGGCUGAGGCCUUAUUUGUCUGAUAGCCUUGAGUCGCGAUGUCGGUGUGGCCCACAUGAUGAUUGCUGGCCCUCACCGGCGGCUUGGGGUGCGCUCAAUAGCACUAUCGGUGGUAAUCUGGUACAGUUGCGGCCAGUUGGAGCUGUGUGCCAUGAAGCACAAUACUCCAAUGGCCCUUGCAGUGAGCUGAUUCAACACUUCCACAACACCACAUGGCGCGUUGAAAAUCCGGCCGCAUUACAGGUACACACCUGGGAACAUUCGCGCCCACUAAAGGAAAGUUGCCACGUUAUUGACCCGCCGGAAGUUGGUCGAUGUGACCAGGGUCGUGUGGCACACUACUCGGCUUAUGUACGGUCUGUGGCAGCAGUAAAGGAGGUUGUUCAAUUUGCCGCCUCUCAUCGGCUGAGACUCGCCAUUCGCAACACUGGUCACGAUCUGGCAGGACGUUCAUCGGCCCCAAACUCCCUACAGCUUCAUACCGCCGGUCUCAAGGGUAUCCAUCAUGUGGAAUCAUUUAUCCCUCGGGCUCCACCCGGUAAAUCGGUUCCAUCAGAGGGUCCUGCGGUGACAGUGGGGGCUGGGGUACUCACGGGAGAGCUCUACUCCGCAGCCGCAGAGUCUGGGUAUACAGUAGUGGGAGGAAGCUGUAGUACGGUCGGUAUUGCCGGUGGUUGGAUGCAAGGCGGCGGGUAUGGCAUUUUGACCCCAUCGCGAGGCUUGGGGGUCGACAAUGUGUUGGAGAUUGGCGUUGUCACGGCACAGGGUGUCUAUGUCACUGCAAACCAGUACCAAAACCAGGAUCUCUUCUGGGCCCUUCGUGGAGGUGGCGGAGGCACAUUUGGUGUCAUCGUGCACGUCACGUUCCGCACCUACCCCGAUGUGCCCGCUGUUGUAUCGAAGCUGAAUAUCUUCAGUCCUCAUGGACCCAAUUCUGCAUUCUGGGAUACCAUUACGGAUCUGCUCCAGACAAUCCCUGCCCUGGUGGAUCGCGGCGACGCUGUCCUGGCUUUUACGAUGCCGGUCCUGCCUGGAAACCAGUCAUUCCUCACUAUAGAGUCCUAUCUCCUCAAUGAUACCCACACGGGUAGCCGGGAUUCUAUUGAUAAGCUGCGCAGACGCAUUGAGGAGCGUGGGUUGUCGGUGGAGUCUUCUGACGAGGCCUUUGAUGGAUUGUCUACGUAUCUUGCGCUUUCCAAAGGCUUGGAUCAGGCUGGGUUGGGGAUGAUGACUGCAUCGCGACUUGUUUCGCGAGAUUUGAUGACAUCAAUCCAGGGGCCUUCUCAAAUUAGCCAAACGCUCGCCCAGCUCAGUUACGGGCCCGGAGAUGUGAUAAGUCUAGAGGGAAUGGUCGGCGGGCCCGCUGUUGAGCGCAAAGGCAUAACAGACAGCGCAAUUCAUCCAUCCUGGAGAUCUGCAUCGAUGUCCCUAACUCUGGGUCGCAGUCUACCCUCAGCUCCAGAUUGGGUCGCCUAUGAUAGUAUCCAGCGUGAGCUAGCGACGACGCAGUUGCCGGCGCUCCAAUCCCUUGAGAAGGGGGCUAUGGGAGGCUACUUGGGCAUACCGUUCGCGUACGAAAGCAACCCUUCGCAGGUAUUCUGGGGAUCCCACUAUGAUCGGCUUCUGGCCCUCAAAGGACGCUUGGAUCCUGACGAUUUAUUCUUAACUCGAUUGGGAGUAAACUCGGAGCGAUGGGAUGAAGAAGGCAUGUGUCGAUUAGAUUGGAUGCAGGCUUAUCUGAGGCGGUACUAUAGCUAUAUAGACCGCGUGCGAUCAUGGACUGCACAGAUGUUCCACGAGUACCUAGAGACUAGCUGA